Phodopus roborovskii (desert hamster) is the source of this 813-nucleotide messenger RNA. It is a transcript of the gene Sftpc, whose product is annotated as surfactant protein C. The transcript is spliced from 6 exons. The record is from RefSeq and is a predicted model, not a curated record. Gene Ontology annotation, cellular component: alveolar lamellar body; extracellular region. Bases 47 to 622 code for a protein of 191 amino acids. Gene Ontology annotation, biological process: respiratory gaseous exchange by respiratory system. NCBI's taxonomy places the organism in Eukaryota, Metazoa, Chordata, Mammalia, Rodentia, Cricetidae.
GACACUGGCCACACCAGAGAGACGAGAAGAGAAGAGAGCCUACAAAAUGGACGUGGGCAGCAAAGAGGUCUUGAUGGAGAGUCCACCGGAUUACUCAGCAGGUCCCAGGAGUCAGUUCCGCAUCCCCUGCUGCCCUGUGCAUCUCAAACGCCUUCUCAUCGUGGUUGUGGUGGUGGUCCUUGUUGUCGUGGUGAUUGUAGGGGCCCUGCUCAUGGGCCUUCACAUGAGUCAGAAACAUACAGAGAUGGUCCUUGAGAUGAGCAUUGGAGCUCCGGAAACUCAGAAACACCUAGCUCCCAGUGAGCGCAUGGACACCAUUGCUACUUUCUCUGUUGGUUCCACUGGCAUUGUUGUGUAUGACUACCAGCGGCUCCUGACUGCCUAUAAGCCAGCCCCAGGAACCUACUGCUACAUCAUGAAGAUGGCUCCAGAGAGCAUCCCCAGUCUUGAGGCUUUUGCUAGAAAAUUCCAGAACUUCCAGGUCAAGCCCUCAGCACCCACCUCUAAGCUGGGCCAGGAGGAAGGGCAUGAUACUGGUUCCGAGUCUUCCGGGAGAGACCUGGCUUUCCUAGGCCUUGCUGUGAGCACCUUGUGUGGAGAGCUACCACUAUACUAUAUCUAGGACCCCCUCAGGGUCGGUGGUAACCGCGUUGGGACAGGAGAGGCCCUCAGCAAAGGGUCUCUUGCAGACAAGCAGGAUGCUGCUCCUGUUCAUACCUGACAGGACAGGGUAAAAGCUCUUAGAGGAGGGGUCUCCUACAGGCCAGGGGGCUCCUGCCACAAAACAAUAAAGCAGCCUGAUUGAAAAACAAA